AUGGCUUCCGUCGACAAUACCUCGAGACCCGAGCAGUACGCCGCGCCGGUCGACGUUGACCCGAAUCAGCUCGCUGCCCUUCCGCACGAUGAUUCCGGCCCCAAGCUGAACGCCGUCAUCUGGACCCUGACGGCCCUGUCAGGACUCAUCCUCGCUCUCCGCAUCUACUGCAGGUUUUGGAGACGUAAAGGUCUCUGGUGGGACGAUGCUUUCCUUAUUGCUGCUUGGCUGUGCAUCACGGUCGAGUCGGCCAUGUUGACCAAGGCCACUACUCUCGACUACGGCAAGCACAUCUGGGACUUCGACAUGGCAAAUAUGCGUGAGCUGCUGCUCUAUAUCAACAUUGCUGGCAGCUUCUCGGUCACUGCCGCCAUCUGGGCUAAAACUAGCUUCGGUAUCACCUUGCUUCAUCUCACCGACGGCUGGAUCAAAAUGGUCACCUGGGUCAUCAUCAUUUCCAUGAACAUCGCCAUGGGUCUGAGCGCUCUUUUCCCCUGGGUUAACUGCAAGCCGCUUAAAAAGUCGUGGGACUACACCAUCGAUGGCACCUGCUGGGCACACGAAGUCACUGUUCAUUACAAUAUCUUCUCUGGCGCCUACUCCACCUUUAUGGAUUUUGCCCUUGCGCUGCUCCCAUGGGGAUUUAUCUGGAAGCUUCAGAUGCGCAAGAAGGAGAAGUUUGGCGUCGGCGUAGCCAUGUCAAUGGGUAUCUUGGCUGGUAUUACUGGCAUUGUGAAAGUCAGCAAGAUUCCAAACAUGUUGUCUAAUGACUUUGCCGAUGGUGUUGAUCUCUGGUGCUGGGGCAAUGCGGAAACGACUGUUACCAUUAUUGCAGCUAGUAUCCCGAUGCUUCGAGUCAUCAUUCGUGAGGCUGCCGGCUCCAGGCAGACCUAUGGUGCCGAGUAUUAUAAGGAGGGCAUGACCACCGGCAAGCGCAAUGUCACUGGGAACGUCACCAUUUCUCGCGGCGGACCUAUGGGCAGCGACGUUGAGAUGGCAAAGCAGAUCAAUGAUGACAGCAGCAGCGAUAAGGGUAUCCUUGACAACUCCAACCAGGACACCUUCAAGAUGGGGCGCAUUGUCAAGACCCACAACUUUACCAUCGAGUAUCACUCGAGGGAUUCUCAUCAAGGUGGUCAUUAG
This is a messenger RNA of Thermochaetoides thermophila DSM 1495, 1143 nucleotides long. Its product is annotated as putative integral membrane protein. The record is from RefSeq and is a predicted model, not a curated record. NCBI's taxonomy places the organism in Eukaryota, Fungi, Ascomycota, Sordariomycetes, Sordariales, Chaetomiaceae. The coding region runs from base 1 to 1143 and encodes 380 amino acids. The transcript is spliced from 5 exons.